Populus trichocarpa (black cottonwood) is the source of this 963-nucleotide messenger RNA. RefSeq names its product putative disease resistance protein RGA3. The record is from RefSeq and is a predicted model, not a curated record. The transcript has 2 exons. Lineage: Eukaryota; Viridiplantae; Streptophyta; Magnoliopsida; Malpighiales; Salicaceae. The coding region runs from base 1 to 963 and encodes 320 amino acids. Gene Ontology annotation, molecular function: ADP binding. Gene Ontology annotation, biological process: defense response to other organism.
AUGGAUAAGAAGAUCAAGAUUUGGCUGCAAAAACUUAAAGAUGUGGCCUCUGAUGCAGAAGAUUUACUGGACAUGAUCCAUGCUCGAGUUUUGUCCAAACAAGUGCUCGAAAGUGACCGCUUCACAUAUUCUCCGAGUUACGACAUGGGAAUACUCGGUAAAGGAAAGCUUCUGGCAGAGGAAUUUGGUGAGCUGAUGAAUAGAAAGGUACGGUUGGCUUCUCAUAUUGUUGAAUCAAUUCCAAAUCAUUUCAUAAACUUGCGCCAGCUGAGAGAUGUUAGGGAGAGAUUGGAUGAUAUAUCGAAGGAGAUGGGUGAGUUCCAACUUAAGGAAGUUCUCAUUUCGAGACUACCACAGACCGGUAAUAGAGAAGGGAGAGAAACUGGAGCUCACAUAGUUGAGUCUGAAGGUGAUUUCAAUAAUUGGGAUUGGAGGUAUUGGAAAAACAACCGUUGCUCAAUUGCCUACAAUGAUGAGAGAGUGAAGAAGCAUUUUUAUUUGAAGAUUUGGAUCUCGCUAUAUGAUGAUUUCAAUCCUAGGAAGAUUAUGAGUGAAAUGUUGGAUUAUGCUGUGAAGGGCAAGUAUUAUUCGAUGUCCCAGAUGGGUUUACUGCAGUCACAAUUGAGGACAGCAUUGUACGGAAAAAGAUAUCUCCUUGUGUUGGAUGAUGUUUGGAAUGAGGAUCCAGAUGAAUGGGAUAAAGUAAGGAAUCUGCUAGGGGAUGGUACAAAUGGAAACAAAGCUAUUGUCACCAACCGGAGCCAGAAAGUUGCAUCCAUAAUGGGCAGUAGCCCUGCUUACCAUUUGGAAGCCCUGUCGAGGAUGAUUGUUGGACCUUGUUCAAGCAGCGAGCCUUUCCUGAUGGAGAUGAAAAUGGUUUUCCAAACUUACUACCUGUUGGAAAACAGAUCAUUGACAAGUGCAAAGGAGUGCCUUUGGCAGCCAAAGUUCUUGGAAUCUUAA